Molecule: messenger RNA, 375 nt
Organism: Suillus plorans
Lineage: Eukaryota; Fungi; Basidiomycota; Agaricomycetes; Boletales; Suillaceae
Exons: 2
Coding region: 1-375 (124 amino acids)
Source: RefSeq, a predicted model, not a curated record
AUGUCAACUCUAUCCGAUAUCCCUGUCACUACCCGACAUCUUUCCUGCUUUGUUCAUGGAUGUGACAAGUCCAGCAUGCCUGCGGAGCCGGAUUGCUCUUCGAAGUUAGACACAGCUGGACGCAACCGGGAGCUCCAGGCGUAUUUGAUGGGGCUCGACGACGUUGAUUUGAACGAAGAUGGACAGGACAGGCUGUUCACCGAGUUCACCAUCAAUACGGUGUACGCAAGUUAUGCAGCAGCGCAGUCUCGUGUUCGCCAGUAUACCCAACUCUUGGUGCUCCUGAAACGCGAGGAAGAUGAGUGGGCACGGAAAGUGGAGAAAGCGAGCAACAUCUUGCCGGACUACAAGCCCAAGUGGGUUUUACAGACGUAG